GUUCCCUGGGUUGCGGUCAUCAUUCCCUGCAGAGAGCACGUCGGUGGUCUCCCGCCCGUAGUUUCAUCUCCUGUACAGGUGCCCACCCUGUUUUCCCGUUGGGUUCAUCUGUUCGUUUCCGGACCACGUUCUCGCCAUGGCGGGAGCCGCUCCGGCCACGGCCUUCGGGCAGGCGGUGAUCGGCCCUCCGGGUUCAGGAAAGACCACUUACUGCCUGGGCAUGAGUGAGUUCCUGCGCGCGCUGGGCCGGCGCGUGGCGGUGGUGAACUUGGACCCGGCCAACGAAGGGCUGCCAUACGAGUGCGCUGUGGACGUGGGCGAGCUAGUGGGACUGGGUGAUGUGAUGGAUGAGCUGAGGCUGGGACCCAACGGCGGCCUGCUUUACUGCAUGGAGUACCUGGAAGCCAACCUGGACUGGCUGCGGGCCAAGCUGGACCCACUCCGCGGCCACUACUUCCUCUUCGACUGUCCAGGCCAGGUGGAGCUGUGCACGCACCACGGCGCCCUUCGCAGCAUAUUCUCGCAGAUGGCUCAGUGGGAUCUCAGGCUGACUGCUGUCCAUCUUGUGGAUUCUCAUUACUGCACAGACCCAGCCAAGUUCAUCUCAGUAUUAUGUACCUCUCUGGCCACCAUGUUGCAUGUGGAGCUGCCACACGUCAACCUCCUCUCCAAGAUGGACCUCAUUGAGCAUUAUGGGAAACUGGCCUUCAACCUGGACUACUACACAGAGGUCCUUGACCUCUCCUAUCUGCUUGACCACCUGGCUUCUGACCCUUUCUUCCGCCACUAUCGCCAGCUCAACGAGAAACUGGUGCAGCUCAUUGAAGACUACAGCCUGGUCUCCUUUAUCCCUCUGAACAUACAGGACAAGGACAGCAUCCAGCGAGUCCUACAGGCUGUGGAUAAGGCCAACGGCUACUGUUUUGGGGUACAAGAGCAGCGAAGCUUGGAGGCCAUGAUGUCUGCCGCAGUGGGAGCUGACUUCCAUUUCUCCUCCACACUGGGCCUCCAAGAGAAGUACCUGGCACCCUCGGACCAGUCAGUGGAACAAGAAGCCAUGCAGCUAUAGCAACAAGCUGGGCCCUGAUGCACAACCCAGCAUCUGGGAAAGUGGAGGCUCCUUGUAAGCAGCAGACAGCUCACAGACUGCAGACCCAAGAGCAGGUCCUCCAGCUGGCAAGGGGACACUCAGCUCUGCAAAGGACUUCUGGACAAAAAGCCAGGCAUGACAAAGAGCAGAGCACCUACAGUGCCCUCAGUGAUGCCCUGGGCUCCGGGCCCUGCUGCACCAGAAGUACCACCAGGAGGCUGAACACUGGCUUUCCUUGGGUUUUGAUGAAAUGCACAUAAUAGAGUUUAUUUUCUACUUUUGGUGGCUUUAAACUUUUCUUCAAUCCUUCAGGCCCAGGGAAUUGGGGCAGAACAAGAGACCCUCUAGAGGGUCCUGUUUCUUCAUACAGGUCAGUGUUUCCCCCGAGUGCAGACUCUGCUGUACGAGAGGAUUGACUCCUACUCCCCAGUCAUGUGCUUUUGUCACUCUUCAGUUUUAACAGUGAACUUCACACUCAGACCUUCACAGGUGACACUUCCUAGCUAAACCUUAUUUAAUAUUUUAUUUUCGUUGUAUUUAUUUCAUGAUUUUGCUCUAUUUUUGGCAAGUGUUAGCUUGUCAAAAGUUUGAAAGAUUGUUUGCUUCAGAUAUGAAAAAUGUAUGCAAAGUGAGUUAUUUAAAUAAAAAUAUUAGCCAGGCAUAGUGGUACACACCUGUAAUUCCAGCAAUUUGGGAAGCUGAGGCAGGAGGAUUGCAAGUUUUAGCUCAGCCUCAGCAAUUUAGCAAGACUGUCUUAAAAAAAAAAAAAAGUUCUGGGUGUGUAACUCAGUGCUAAAGUACCACUGGGUUUAAUCCCCAGUUACCCACCCCCCGCAAAAGAAAGAAUUAAGUUGUUAUGAGGGUGUGUAAAAAUUAAGAUGAUUUGAAGCCAGGAAAUACUGCUCUGUGCUUCCUUGACCAUUCUUAAUGCUGGAUGGGAAUGCCAUUCAUAUUUCCAACCAGGAGGUGGCACCCCAGAUUUAUUUUUGUGGUUGUAACCUGGCUGUUGGAGGGGACUGGGCUUAGGAUGGGUUGUGCCAGCUGUCUCAUUUGUAUAUACCUUCCAGAUGGUUAACAUCUGUGAAGAAUUUGACAGUUUAUGAAGUGCCUCCACACACAUCCUCAGGUGGUUAUCACCACAACCCCUGGAGAUUGACAAAGCAGGGACUGUCACUAAAGCAUUACCCAUUUUGGAAGGGGAAAACAGAUGAGGAGUUGGAACUUAAGUCAGCCUUGCUGUUUCCCAAUCUUUUGAAUUGUGUGUAUCUCUCCUUUGCUAUUGAUAGUUAACAGCCUUUGAACUGGAAUGUAUCUCAGUGAUAAAACACUUGCCUAGCAUGUGUGAAGCCCCAUGUUCAAUCCCCAGACUUCAAAGGGGGUGGAUUAGAUAAGCUCUUAACCCACAGUAUUUGUGGCCAAACAUGAGAAAGAAUUUAGGCAUCUCUAAAUGUUUUAAGACUACUAAAUCAUAAAUUGAGGAGAAAGGUCGCUGGUGGUUUGAACAGUUGGAUAAUUCAGUUUAGGAAAAUCUAUUCUGAAUAGGUAUUAAAAGAGGCACUGGCUCAGCAUGGUGGCACACACCUAUGAUCCCAGUGGCUUGGGAGGCUGAGGCAGGAGGAUCACAAGUUCAAAGCCAGCCUUAGCGAAAGAGAGAUGCUAAGCAACUCAGUGAGACCCUGUCUCAAUAUAAAACAGGGCUGGGGAUCUGGCUCAGUGGUCGAGAGCCCCUGAGUUCAAUCCCUGAUACCUAAAAAAAAAAACAGGCAACUGAUCUUUGCUUCCCAAUUUUGGCACC
This is a messenger RNA of Ictidomys tridecemlineatus (thirteen-lined ground squirrel), 2885 nucleotides long. It is a transcript of the gene Gpn2, whose product is annotated as GPN-loop GTPase 2. Lineage: Eukaryota; Metazoa; Chordata; Mammalia; Rodentia; Sciuridae. The record is from RefSeq and is a predicted model, not a curated record. Gene Ontology annotation, molecular function: GTPase activity. Gene Ontology annotation, cellular component: cytoplasm.